This is a messenger RNA of Rattus norvegicus (Norway rat), 18419 nucleotides long. The record is from RefSeq and is a predicted model, not a curated record. Lineage: Eukaryota; Metazoa; Chordata; Mammalia; Rodentia; Muridae.
UAUUAUUUUAGCAAUAGAUGAUUAAUACCAUCAUCCUGGGGUGGGAGCAACUCCACGGGAGUUAGUAAGCAGAUAUUUUUAUGGUUUCUAGCAUUUUGACAUUUACAAGGAUUCCUGUGAUUUGGCUCUACUCUCCUUUUCUUACUCAUUGACUACCUCAUCCCGUUGGUCUUCUCUGUAUGUUCGUUCAACUUUUCUUGUCCAUGCCAUACUCAAGGCUUGCAUAGCUUCUCCAGGCUUAAAGCAGCAUUAAACUUCUCUCCUUCCCACUCACAGUACUUCAGCGUUUAGUUCCCUUGGUACAUUCUGUUUCAAAUGUAAGAGAACGUUUUGCCCAACAGGUACCUUUCUCUCUAGCAAUGUCGUGUUCUUGUUGGUUAGUGUACUUAGUAUUUGGCUGCUGUGAGUGACCUAUUUUGUUUAAGUAGAUAGAGCAGGAGGUGUAUUGGAAGAAAAGAAAUGUCUUUGAUGUUUUGAGUGCCUCAAGUGGCUGCCUCAAUAAUACAAGGGUUCUUUUACCAGCAGAAUUGUAGCAUGUGCCAAGAGAAAAUGCAAAAGGCUUGUAAUAGUCUUUUCUGUAUUAAGUGCGUAGUGUGCACUACAUGCUCGGCAUUAACCCUUGUCACAGUCCAUGCUGGGCAGUCUCUUCCUUUCAGCAUUGGGGGGGGGGGCACAAUCCAUUGUUGUUUUCUACUUCCAAGAGUCCAGCCUUAUGGUAAGAGGUCUCAGAAUCAGCCUCUCCAUAGGAAAGUCUGAGAAAAGACGUCUAGAAAAAAGAAAACUUCACUCAUCCUUAACAUUCUAUAUUUGUCCCCAAACGAAGAAUUGGGGAGAAACAAGUCAGCAUAUUGUGAUGGUUUAUAGAGGAACAUGGACAGCUUAACAUUUAUUUGUAGCAAUUUUAAGGCUAUGAUUGGAAUUAUUUAAGUAUUUAUUUAGUUAUGUUUUGGGUAUAGUAAAAAGUGGUACUUUAAAAACAUUUACUGAGUCUUUCUUGCUAAUAGGUAUAUAUAGUAAGUUGCUAAUGGUUUCAUUUUUUAUUUUCUUCUUAAAACUUCUCGUGGUAAUGAUGGUAACAUUGUUCUGUUAUAGAAGGCACAUGGUCAUGUUAUAAUGUGGACUCUGCAGCCAUACUGCCUAUGUUUACAUCCUACUUUAGCUACUGAAUUCGUCAGGAUUCUCUAAAGGAACAGAAAUAAAUCAGUUUAUUAGAAUGGCUUGUAGGCUGUGGUCCUGACAGAAAGGCCAAGGAGCCUGCAGCUGUACUCAGCAGUCCCAGUCUAACGGUGGAAUCCUUGACGUAAUGUCAGUGAAGGAAUGCCUCAGCAUCGGGAGAACAAACUUGCCAGUGCACGUACGUGUGCAUGUGUGUGUGCAUGUGUGUGUUGCUUUUAACUCCUGAGUGCUAGAAUCAUUGGAAUUACAGAUAUGCGUCACCUUUCAGCCUUGCUUUGGUUGGGGAGAGAUGAGGUACUUGAUCUUCCCUUCCAGUCCUUCUGUGGUUUGGUUCUCAUUGAGCUUGCGAUAGUUCCUACCUUUGUGAGAUUGUUAUGUGCAGUAAAGUUUGCUGCCUUCUGGCAUCUUAAUUGUUAACAGUGAGUGUUAGGCAACUCUAACCUCAGAUUCUUAGAAGCUAAGUUUUUUAAGUAGAAGGGCUUUUAAUAAGUGAACACAAUCUAAAUCUUAGUGUGGAUAAAUAUAGCUACUUCAGUAUUAAUUAAGGAAGUAACACCUUUGCCUGGAAUAUUAAAGGCAGAAAGGGAACUGAGCUAAUUAAUUCUACCUCGCUGGUGGUAAUGUUCUUUUUUCUGUUUCCUGGGAUAGAAUAAUCUGUCCUGUUCCCAAAAGAUUAAGAUCUCAAACAACAACAAACAAAAAACAGGUCCCCAGGAGAAACUGAUCCCCAGAUGACUUUCUCUACAAUCAAGUGUAUUAGUGUAUAGUUUCUUUCCUGUUAUAUGUUAUGUAGUCAUUCUUUAGGCAUCAUGUGUUGGAGGUGGACUCUUCAGGUUACCUCUCCCCAGUGUUGGGCAUUUUGGUUAAGGUCACCCCCAUUGAAUUUUGAGAGUCUCUCAUCUUCCAGGUGUCUGGUACUUUCUAGAGCCCCCCCCCCAUGUCUCACCCCUAGAGGCUGCAUAUUUCCAUUCAUUCUCCUGGUCCUCCUGCCCCCACACCCAUACCAGAUCCUGUACCCUUUUCCCCUCCCUCUCCCUUCUCCCACCCAGGUCCCUCUUUCUCUGUGCCUCCUGUGAUUGUUUUCUUCCCCCUUCUGAGUGGGAUUGAAGCAUCCUCCCUUAGGCCUUCUUGCUUGUUAAACUUCUUAUAGUCUGUGGUAUAUGUGUAUCCUAGGUAUUCUGUACUUUUUGGCUAAUACCACUUAUCAGUGAGUACAUACCAUGCAUGUCCUUUUGGGUCUGGGUUACCUCACUCAGGAUGAUAUUUCCUGUUCCAUCCAUUUGCCUGCAAAACUCAUGAUACCCUUGUUUUUAAUAGUGGAGUAGUAGUAGUAUAAAUAAACUACAUUUUUUGUAUCCAUUCUUCAGUUGAAGGACAUCUGGGUUGUUUCCAGCUUCUGGCUAUUACAAAUAAGGCUGCUAUGAACCUAGUGGAGCACAUGUCCUUGUUAUAUGUUGGAGCAUCUUUUGGGUAUAUACCCAGGAGUGGUAUAGCUCAGUCUUGAGGUAGAAUUAUUUCCAAUUUCCUUAGGAACCUCCAGACUGAUUUCCAGUAAGUUGUACCAACUUGCAAUCCCACCAGCAAUGGAGGAGUGUUCCUCUUUCUCCACAUCCUUGCCAGCAUGUGCUGUCACCUAAGUUUUUGAUCUUAGCCAUUCUGACUGGUGUGAGGUAGAGUCUCAGGGUCAUUUUGAUUGGCAUUUCCCUGAUAAAAAUAAGGAUGUUGAACAUUUCUUUAAGUGCUUCUCAGCCAUUCGAGAUUCCUCUGUUGAGAAUGCUGUUUAGCUCUGAACUCUGUUACUCAAUUGGAUGAUUUGUUUUUUGUUUUUUGCUUCUUUUUUUGAGAUUUAACUUCUUGAGUUCUUUAUAUAUUUUAGAUAUUAGUCCUCUAUUGGAUAUAGGGUUAGUAAAGACUUUUUUUCCCCCAAUCUGUAGGUUGCCGAUUUGUCCUAUUGACUGUGUCUUUUGCCUUACAGAAGCUUCUCAGUUUCAUGAGGUCCCAUUUAUCAGUUGUAGAUCUUAGAGCCUGAGCCAUUGAUGUUCAGGAAAUUCCCUCUGUGCCAAUGAGUUCAAGGCUCUUUCCCACUUUCUCUUCUGUUUGAUUCAGUGUAUCUGGUUUUAUGUUGAGGCCCUUGAUCCACUUGGACUUGAGCUUUGUGCAAAGUGAUAAAUAUGGAUCUAUUUUCAUUCUUCUACAUACAGACCACCAAUUUAGACCAGCGCCAUUUAUUGAAGAUGCUUUCUUUUUUCCAUUGUAUUGUUUUGGCUUCUUUGUCAAAGAUCAAGUGUCCAUAGGUGGCGUGAGUUUAUUUCUGGGUCUUCAGUUUUAUUCCAUUAAUCGACCUUUCUGUCUCUGUACCAAUACCAUGUGGUCUUUAUUACUCUUGCUUUGUAGUACAGCUUGAUGUCAGGGAUGGAGGUGAUUCCCCCAGAAGAUCUUUUAUUGUUGAGCAUUGUUCUGCCUAUCCUGUUUUUGGUUUUCCAUAUGAAAUUGAAAAUUACUCUUUCUAUAUCUGUGAAAAAUUAUAUUGGAAUUUUGGUGGGGAUUGCAUUGAAUCUAUAGAUUGCUUUUGGUAAAAUGGCCAUUUCACUGUGUCAGUCCUAUCUAAAUCCAUGAGCAUGGGAGAUCUUUCCUUCUGAGAUCUUCAUAUUCUUUCUUCAGGGAUUUGAAGUUCUUGUCAUACAGGUCUUUUAUUUGCUUGAUAAGAGUUACACCAAGAUAUUUUAUACUAUUUGUAGCUAUUGUGAAGUGUAUUGUUUCCCUAAUUUCUUUCGCAGCCUGUUUAUCAUUUGUAUAAAGGAAGGCUACUGAUUUGUUUGAGUUAAUUUUAUGUCCCACCACUUUGCUUAAGUUGUUUGUCAGCUGAAGGAGUUCCCUUGUGGAAUUUUGGGGGUCGCUUAUGUAUGCCAUCAUAUCAUCUGCAAAUAGUGAUACUUUGACUUCUUCCUUUCCAAUUUGUACCCCCUUGAUCUCCUUUUGUUGUCUAAUUGCUCUAGCUAGGACUUCAAGUACUAUAUUGAAUAGAUAGGGAAAGAGUGGGCAGCCUUGUCCCUGAUUUUAGUGGGAUUGUUUCUAGUUUCUCUCCAUUAAAUUCUCUCCAUUUCAUUGAUUUUUUUUUUAAUUCUUCAGUUUCUGUUGCUGUGUCUCCCUUUUCAUUUUUGAUUUUGUUAAUUAGGAUACUGUCUCUGUGCCCUUUAGUUAAUUUUUUGACACAGACUCUUUGUGUGUAGGUAGCUACAGCAGUCUGAAACUCAAUUAUGUAGCCAGUGUUGCCUCAGUUUCCUAAGUGCUGGGAUUAUACAUAUGUGCUAUCAUCUUGAACUGUCUGUAGCUAGUAUGUUAAUAGGUGUAGCUAUAGCACAUGCAUAUGUAGGCAUGUGUGUCAUGAUGUGUGCAUGAGGUAAGGGCUCUGUGGGGGUCUGUUUCCAUCUAUCCUGUGGGUCCCAGGGAUCUACCUUAAGUCAGUAGACUUGGCAGAAGUCUCCCUUACCCACUGUGAUAUCUUACUGGUCCUGACUUAGAUGUUGUUUAGCUGGUUUUAUCUGUGUGUAGUGUUGCUGUUGAAGUAAUGUUCUACUGACAGACUUAAAUAAUCCAUUUCCUUUCUCUUGUUAGAUGCGAUUCUGUUUUUACUUUAUUGCUAUGAAAUGUUAAUUUAGGUAUAAAUAGUGAAUAAAUUGUGUAGGUGUAUUUCAUUAUAGAAAAGUCACUGCCUUUUCAAGCUCUGUGAAUUGUUUGAAUUAUGUUUGCUUUGUAUUAAUUUGACAAAAGGUUAAGCCGUAUGGAUAAGAAAAUUAUUAGAUUGCCAAAAAUUCUCAACUGUCAUGUUAAUCUGUUGAUUUGAACAGAUGGUAGUUAUUGAUAGGUAUACUAACUAUGGAAAAAGACAAGGAAGCCUCCUUGGAUCUGAUGGUGAAGGAGAUUGGCUUAUGCUGUGUUCCUCACAGUGUGUGUGCAUGUAAAAUUUAACAAGAAAGGACUUGUGAGAUUGAUUUUUGUAGAUAUACUGGAUGGGGAUGGGCUUAAAAUAUAUUUCUUAAUUUUACUUAGACUGAUUUUUGGUAAUAAUUAUUUUAAUUAAUUUUUUCUCAAUAGGAAGAAUGUCUUUUAAGUACUUGACAUGUUUUGCUAAAAAUGUUUUUACUUCUGACAGAAGUGGAUUUCCUGAGUCAUCCUCCCACUUCUGUGCAGUCUUCCCUUCUUAGUAAAUCUCAGUUGGGCAAAAACUGUCUAUCUGACUACCUCUCUAUCCAUCAGUCAGUUAAUUGAUCAGUCAAUGAAAGAUUUCUUACCCAAAGAGAACACUUAGUUACAUAGGGAAUGUGUCCUUGUCUCUGUGGAGGAUUUAUUUACAGAUGUGGUUUUUUUCUAUAUACAUUUUAAGGACUGAGAUCAUAGAAUUAUAGGGCCUUAGAAGAGUGUGGAAUCUUCAGGAAAGGAACCUGAGGAAAAUUUAAACCUUUAUCUCCCAAGUGAAGAAGCAGAGUUGUUUGGUGUUUUGCCAUCUCCUUGUGUUGAUUCAGUGUUGUUCCGGGCAUUUUAGACAGCAUAAAGGAAGAUAUGAGACAGCAAAUUGGAAAGCAUUGGGAGGUCAGUAAAAUCAUGUAUUUAGCUUGCAACAUAGUUUCACAUCUGAAAUUCUCACAUUUGGGAGGCUGAGGCAGGAAGUCAGUCUGAGCUACAUAAUAAGAACCACAUCUUAAAAAUACAGAAAAUGUUUAUGUGUGUCUAUGCAGAGUAAAAACUAUGAAAAAUAACUAGCUUUUCUUUAUAUACAUCCAUUUGUUCUCAUCACACAUAUCCAAUGAGACCAAUCCUCCACUGGCUAUGCCUGCCUAAGGGACCAUUUUCAAGGCACAGGCCUCACUUGAGAGUCAGCCUUACUAUUGCAGGAUGUUUUGACAUUUCAGUGGAUCUGAUCCCAAUGUGCAAAAGGUGCACAUGAGUAUAGCUCGUGUGUAAUCUUGUUUUGGGAAACACCUGGAAAUGAGCUAAUAUAUGCCCUACAUGCUAUCCACUUGAAUUUCUGUUACAUUGAAUUUAACCUUUUCUCGAACUGCCUGCUCUCGUCGUAGGACUUCCUGUCUCUGAAGAGCUAGACAAUGUCCAGUCUUUAGAGGACCUAAAUGGUUGCUGAGAGAUCUUUAGUUUUAGACUCACAAUAUUUAGGUUCAGGCCUAAAUUCUUUCAUUAAUUGAAGUUGGGUUAUUUCAGAAAAUUAAUCUCUGAACAGAAUAACUAUGCAGUUCACAUGGAAAAGAUAUAACCCAUGGGGUAGCAGAGUUCUCUGGGUUUCCUGGGGUAGAGGUAGCCUACAAUUGCUGGGCAAGCAAGACACAGCUCCCUGGGAUCAGGCAAACGGAGGCUAGAACACCAUCAUAAAGAGAGAGUACAAAGCGCAGUGCACACGUACACACCAGUGAGACCUUGGAAACAUCCUUCAGGGUCCAGCCGAACUGGUGGGUGGAAAUGUUGUAGGAGUUGGUGCACCACUGAGGCCACAGUGUCAGGAGAAAAUAAAUACGGGUAUCCUGGUCGCAACAAAACAACUCUGGGAUAUAAGCACACAGAAAGAGUCAAGAGACUGCGGUAUGAUACCCGGGUGCCUGAGAUCCUGUGUCUGUCUACAGGACCAUAGAGAAAUGGUUAUGAGAUCAGGGCUCCAGCAGCCCAGUCCUCCCCUCUCCCCCAAUAUAUUAAGUUCAGAAGUGUUUGUAGUUUUCCCACCACCACAAGUGACUGUGGUUUCUGCAUGCGGCUGGAACAGAACACACCACCACAUGUCUCCAUUAUACUCCACCGGUGACUGGUGACUUUGAGCACAAUGUGCAAAAGCACAGCACCGGAACCAAAAGGAGAAGCUCCCUUCUUCCUGCAGUGCCCUUCAGCUCUCUUCAGUGACCAGUUAACAUCAGUCUGCUUCACUGCUACAGAGCUAGUACUGAAGGAUGCUUGGGGCUGAAGGGCAGUAAGGUAAUAACCAGUACUAAUGCCAACCACACGAAUACCUACUAUCCAGUCUCCCAUCCACUAGGCAGAACCAACCUACAUGACAGCUAGGCUAGUGGUUACUUGUGGGGAAAGAAUGACCAGAAGGAGUGUGGGUGUUGUUUUCACAGUGAUGUUUAGUUUCUGAAGAGCUGCCUUCGUGUAUAUUAUACUUUAGUAAAAGUUCAAAUAUGGAACAAUUGGAUUUAAAAAGUAGAAACGUGGAAACAGUGGAAUCCGGUGUAGUAUAGAUGAAAUAAAAAUCCAGGCUGUCUCAACCUCUAAGACUUGGGGGAGGUGGUGGAGGCAAUGAUGCACAUAUAUAUGUGGGGUGUGGGGUGUGUGUGUGUGUGUGUGUGUGUGUGUGUGUGUGUGCGCGCGCGUGUGUGUGCGUGUGUGAUGUGGUGCGUGUGUGCGUGUGCGUGUGUGUGUGUGUGCGUGUGUGUGUGGUGUGGGGUGUGUGUGCACGUGUGUGUGCGUGCGUGUGUGUGUGCGUGUGUGUGUGGUGUGGGGUGUGUGCGUGCGUGUGUGUGUGCGUGUGUGUGUGCGUGUGUGUGGUGCGUAUGUGUGUGUGUGUGUGCGUGUGUGUGUGCGUGUGUGUGUGUGGUGUGGGGUGUGUGUGCGUGUGUGUGUGCGUGUGUGUGGUGCGUGUGUGCGUGUGUGUGUGCGUGUGUGCGCGUGUGUGUGUGCGCGUGUGUGUGUGGUGUGGGGUGUGUGUGCGUGUGUGUGUGUGUGCGUGUGUGUGUUGUACAUGUUGGUAGCUGUUCAUGCUCGUGGAUGUGUAUAGAGGCCACAGUGUCUUCCUUCAUUACUCCAUCUUACUUUUGAGACAGGUCUCUCUGAGCUUGGAGCACACCAAUUUGGCUACACUAGCCACCCAAGAAGCUCCAGGGAUCCUUCUGUUCCAUCCUGCCCUGUGCUAAGUUACAGAAAUAAAUAUUUCCCUAAGUUGAUGAAAAUGAAAAUACAGAAGAAAGAGAAGCAGUUGUCCAAGUUAAGAGCUUUGAAUCACUCCCCAAUGUCGGAUGCCUCCGUUAACUUUGACUACAAAUCACCAUCACCAUUCGAUUGCAGUCCUGAUCAGGGAGAGAACAUUGAAGAAGCUGCCAAUCAUUGUCUGCCCCAGAAGGACUUCUAUACUACUGAAGAGGAAGCUGACACCCUUUUUUCUAGGAAGUUGAUGUCCCAUAAUGGGAUGGAGGAUAAUGGAGGCAGAGGCACUGGAGUAAAGAAGAAACGGAAGAAAAAGGAGCCAGGGGAGCAAGAGGGGACAAAGGCUAGCAAGGACAGGGAGCCUAAGCCAAAGAGGAAACGAGAACCUAAAGAGCCAAAAGAACCCAGAAGGGCCAAGGAGCCUAAGAGAGCCAAGGAGCCCAAGGAGGCAAAGCAGAAAGACGGCGUGAAGAAGCCCCGGAAGCCCCGGGAGGCCUCCGGUACCAAGGAGGGUAAAGAGAAGAGGAGCUGCACUGACUGUGGACCCAGGACAAAGCCCAAGAAGGCCAGCAAGGAUCAAGGACCAACCCCAGUGGAGAGAAAGAAGAAAGGAAAAAGGAAAAAUGAAACCACCGUGGAGAGUUUAGAGCUGGACCAGAGUCUUCCAAACCCAUCUCUGCAGAGUCCUGAGGAGCCCAGUGAGUCUGCAGACAGCCAGAAACGGCGCUCAGGACGGCAAGUAAAGCGUAGAAAAUAUAAUGAGGACCUGGACUUCAAGGUCGUGGACGAUGAUGGGGAAACAAUCGCUGUUCUGGGAGCAGGCCGGACAUCUGCACUCUCUGCUUCCACCCUGGCCUGGCAGGCUGAGGAGCCUCCAGAAGAUGAUGCAAACAUCAUUGAGAAAAUCCUGGCAUCCAAGACUGUCCAGGAGGUUCACCCAGGAGAACCUCCAUUCGACCUAGAGCUUUUCUACGUUAAGUAUAGAAAUUUCUCCUAUUUACAUUGUAAGUGGGCCACAAUGGAAGAGCUGGAAAAGGAUCCCCGCAUCGCUCAGAAGAUCAAGCGCUUUAGGAACAAACAGGCCCAGAUGAAGCAUAUUUUUACUGAGCCUGAUGAAGACUUGUUCAAUCCAGAUUAUAUAGAAAUUGAUCGUAUCUUGGAGGUGGCCCACACCAAGGAUGCAGAAACAGGGGAGGAAGUGACCCAUUACCUGGUAAAAUGGUGCUCUCUGCCGUAUGAAGAAAGCACAUGGGAGCUAGAGGAAGAUGUGGAUCCUGCAAAAGUGAAAGAAUUUGAAUCUCUACAAAUUCUCCCUGAAGUUAAGCCUGUGGAACGACCUGCCUCUGAUGCAUGGCAGAAACUGGAGACCUCUCGUGAGUAUAAGAACAGUAACCGGCUGCGGGAGUACCAGCUCGAGGGCAUGAACUGGCUGCUUUUCAACUGGUACAACAGAAAAAACUGUAUUUUGGCUGAUGAAAUGGGCCUAGGGAAAACCAUCCAGUCCAUCGCAUUCCUUUCAGAAAUCUUUGUCAGGGGAAUCCAUGGCCCCUUUCUCAUCAUUGCCCCUCUUUCCACCAUCACUAACUGGGAGCGAGAAUUCCGGACAUGGACAGAGAUGAAUGCUAUUGUGUACCACGGCAGCCAGAUCAGCAGGCAGAUGAUCCAGCAGUACGAAAUGGUAUACAGAGAUGCACAGGGGAACCCCCUUUCAGGAGUUUUCAAGUUCCAUGUCGUCAUCACAACAUUCGAGAUGAUCCUGGCAGAUUGCCCAGAGCUGAAGAAGAUUCACUGGAGCUGUGUGGUAAUUGAUGAGGCCCACAGAUUGAAGAAUAGGAACUGUAAACUUCUGGAAGGGUUAAAGCUCAUGGCCCUGGAACACAAGGUGCUACUCACAGGAACGCCCUUGCAGAACUCAGUGGAAGAGCUCUUCAGUUUGCUUAACUUUCUGGAGCCCUCACAGUUUCCUUCAGAGACUGCUUUCUUAGAGGAGUUUGGUGAUCUCAAAACAGAAGAACAGGUAAAGAAAUUGCAGUCUAUCCUAAAACCAAUGAUGCUUCGGCGCCUGAAAGAUGAUGUGGAGAAGAACCUUGCUCCCAAGCAGGAGACCAUCAUUGAAGUAGAACUGACCAAUAUCCAGAAAAAGUACUACCGUGCUAUCCUAGAGAAAAACUUCUCCUUCCUGACCAAAGGUGCAAAUCAGCACAACAUGCCCAACCUUAUCAAUACUAUGAUGGAGCUGAGAAAAUGCUGCAACCACCCCUACCUGAUCAAUGGGGCAGAGGAAAAGAUUCUGGAAGAUUUCAGGAAAGCCCACAGCUCUGAAGCCUCUGACUUCCAGCUACAGGCCAUGAUCCAGGCGGCGGGGAAGCUGGUGCUCAUUGACAAGCUUCUCCCCAAGCUCAUUGCUGGCGGCCACAAAGUGCUCAUCUUCUCUCAGAUGGUGCGCUGUCUCGACAUCCUGGAGGACUAUCUCAUCCAGAGACGAUACACCUAUGAGCGAAUUGAUGGGCGAGUACGGGGAAACCUGCGCCAGGCAGCCAUCGACCGGUUCUGUAAGCCAGACUCAGACCGCUUUGUCUUUCUUCUGUGCACCAGAGCGGGAGGCCUGGGAAUCAAUCUCACAGCUGCUGAUACCUGCAUCAUAUUUGAUUCUGACUGGAACCCACAAAAUGACUUGCAGGCUCAGGCCCGGUGUCAUCGUAUAGGCCAGAGCAAAGCCGUAAAGGUAUAUCGCCUAAUCACUCGAAACUCCUAUGAGCGGGAAAUGUUUGACAAGGCCAGCCUGAAGCUGGGCCUGGACAAGGCUAUUCUUCAGGACAUCAACAGAAAGGGCAGCACCAAUGGAGUGCAGCAGCUCUCAAAAAUGGAAGUAGAAGAUUUGCUCCGGAAAGGUGCUUAUGGAGCUUUAAUGGACGAGGAGGAUGAAGGCUCCAAGUUCUGUGAAGAGGACAUAGACCAGAUUCUGCAGAGACGGACCCACACCAUCACCAUCCAGUCAGAAGGGAAGGGCUCCACUUUUGCCAAGGCUAGUUUUGUGGCUUCAGGAAACAGAACAGAUAUUUCCUUGGAUGAUCCCAAUUUUUGGCAGAAAUGGGCUAAAAUAGCUGAGUUAGACACUGAAGCAAAUAAUGAAAAGGAAAGCUUAGUGAUUGACCGGCCACGGGUGAGGAAACAGACCAAACACUACAACUCAUUUGAGGAGGAUGAGCUUAUGGAGUUCUCAGAGUUAGACAGUGACUCGGAUGAAAGGCCCACACGGUCCAGGCGCCUCAGUGACAAAGCCAGGCGCUACCUCCGCGCUGAGUGCUUCCGAGUAGAGAAGAACCUGCUCACCUUUGGCUGGGGCCGCUGGAAGGACAUCCUGACUCACGGACGAUUCAAGUGGCCCCUGAAUGAGAAGGAUAUGGAGGUGAUUUGCCGGGCUCUGCUAGUAUACUGCGUGAAGCAUUACAAAGGAGAUGAGAAAAUCAAGAGUUUUAUUUGGGAACUAAUCACACCUUCCAAAGACGGACAGGUUCAGACCCUCCAGAACCACUCAGGCUUGUCUGCCCCAGUCCCCAGAGGGAGGAAAGGAAAAAAGACGAAAAACCAGCUGUUGCUCCCAGAACUGAAGACUGCAGACUGGUUGGCCACUUGCAAUCCCGAGGUGGUCUUACAUGAUGAUGGGUACAAAAAACACCUCAAGCAGCACUGUAACAAGGUGCUUUUGAGAGUCCGGAUGCUGUACUACCUAAAAGCUGAAAUAUUAGGAGAAGCAGCUGAUAAAGCCUUUGAGGGAACUCCUGCCAGAGAGCUGGAUGUCCUUCUGCCCGACAUUGACUAUGUGGAGAUCCCAGUAGAUUGGUGGGAUGCUGAAGCUGAUAAGUCCCUUCUCAUUGGUGUGUUCAAGCACGGUUAUGAGAGGUACAAUGCCAUGCGGGCUGACCCAGCACUCUGUUUCCUGGAGAAAGUCGGCAUGCCUGAUGAGAAGUCCCUUUCUGCAGAGCAGGGUGUUACAGAUGGAACCUCAGACAUUCCUGAAAGAGGCAACAUAGAUAAAGAAGACAGUGCUGAGGACAAGGUAGAUGGUCUCCAGAAGCAAACGGCGAGUCCCAGUGAUGGAAGUGAUGGCAUUUUUGGUGAAAAGAAGGAUGACAGCCAGGCAGCCCAGGAUGGCUCCGACCCAGACAAAUCACCCUGGCCAGUUUCCUCUGCCCUCACUGCUCGACUAAGGCGUCUGGUCACUAUUUACCAGCGCUGCAACCGCAAGGAGCUGUGCAGACCUGAAAUCCUAGGCCCAGGUAACCAAGGAUACUGGGUUCAGGAGGAGGUGUUCAGGAGAACUUCAGACAUGGACCUCAUCAACAAGGAAGCCCAAAAAAGGUGGACUAGAAGAGAACAAGCCGACUUCUAUAGAACCGUGUCUUCCUUCGGUGUUGUGUAUGACCAGGAAAAGGAAGCCUUUGACUGGACGCAGUUCCGCGCCAUUUCUCGCUUGGACAAGAAGUCAGAUGAGAACCUGGAGCACUAUUUUCAUAGUUUUGUAGCCAUGUGUCGGAAUGUGUGUCGUCUUCCCACAUGGAAAGAUGAUGGUCCCCCUGAUGCCAGCAUCUAUGUUGAGCCCAUCACCGAGGAACGGGCAGCAAAGACUCUGUACCGCAUUGAACUACUGAGGAAAGUCCGUGAGCAGGUGCUCACGUGUCCUCAACUGCAUGAGCGCCUCCAGCUUUGCAGACCCAGCCUCUACCUCCCAGUCUGGUGGGAAUGUGGGAAACAUGAUCGAGACCUGCUUAUUGGCACCGCCAAACAUGGGCUCAACCGCACUGACUAUUACAUCAUGAAUGACCCCCAGCUGUCCUUCCUAGAUGCCUAUAGAAACUAUGCCCAACACAAAAGAACUGACACCCAGGCUCCUGGAAGUCUCUGUUGCCUUUACCAGGGCAAUUCUAAACUAUAUGAGUCUCUUACUUAUACGCCAAUGAGUAGGACUUCAGAGUCUCUUGAAAGUGAGCCAGAGAAUCUGGUAAAAAUGGACAGCAGGGACGAUCAUCUCUGCCUGCCUGAGGCUGGUCUGCCUGACAUAACCUGUGAAAACUUUGUUUCCAAAGUUCAGGAAGUCAUUUCUCUGGACCAUGAUGAAAGCUUGCUGCCGGAGUCUUUGGAGAACAUGAUGUAUGGCAAGACAGGACUCAGCCAGGAGCCACGAUCUUUUCAGGAGGCCCCAAGUACCAACAUGCAGUCCAGGAAAAAGACUGUCACCGUCUCAGCCAGCAGAGACGAGAGCUGCCAGCUUCCUGGUAUUGAGGCAGAAAUUACUUCAGCUUCCUCUCUCAUGAGCAGCUUAGAAGCAGGAGUGGCCAAGAUGAAUAUUAAAAAUGGAAAGCAUUUGUUGGUAUCGAUCUCAGAAGAAGGGGAGCCCUGCUGCAGCGAGACAGGGCGGAGCCCUGAAAGCAGAGGCCGCCUGGAGGCCAGAUGCUUAGCUUCCCCUACCUUAGAUACAGGGCACGAAAGUGGGUUUGUAGAUCUGUGCAGCCUUAGUGUCUAUGACUCCAAAAGAAACUUCUCAUCAGAUCAGCAAUUAAUUGAUUUAUUAGAAAACAAGAGUUUAGAAAAUAAGUUGAUUUUGAAUCAGAGUGAUGAGGAAGAGGAAGAAAAUGAGAAGGAAACCUUAGCCAUAGUAGCCAGCACCACAGAAAAGCCAGCGGUCUUAGAUUUCACCCAGCCCACUGCAAGCAUCCCAAGGGGAAAGAACCUCAGCUUCCACCAAGAUGAAGCCAAGAAAGGAAGGCUGGAGGUGGGAAGCAAGACUCCUGGACCACAGAGGGCCUUUCCUCCCUCAGCCAAUCAGUGCCACUGCAAACACAUUGAAAGGUGGGCACAUGGCCUGGGGAGUGAGGAAUCUGAAGGAGAGAAACCCAAGGCUUACGAGCCAGACCCGUACAGAAGCAAAGCCAAUAAUACCACAGUGGAAGGUGAGCCUGCUAUUAUUCCAACAGAGCCAUUUAAACUGAAGCAUGAGCUUUUAAAAGAACCGUGGAAAGAAAGUUCAGAGGGGGGGAAGAGUUUCUCCAUGUAUGUUCCCGAGGGAAGUGAACCCAAAUCAGAAGAAAUGGAUUUUGAGAAUAAAGAUGAUUAUGAGAAGGAUGGAGCCUGCCACAGUCAAGACUACCCAGGCAAAUACUCUGAGGAGGAGAGUAAGAGUUCGGCAUCAGGCAUUGCAGGAGACCUUGGGGAAGAGGCACAGGAAGUGCGGGCUCCCACCAUUGCUCAGCUCCUGCAGGAAAAAACCCUCUAUUCCUUCUCAGAGUGGCCAAAGGACCGUGUGAUAAUUAACCGCCUAGAUAAUAUUUGCCAUGUGGUGUUAAAGGGGAAGUGGCCCUGCAGCCACCAGUAUGAGCCCUCAGGUGCACUGCCCACGCCAGUGUUAUCCAGCAGUGCAGGUUCUCGAAGCAGCCUCUCAGAGCCAGAAGCAACCGAACACAGCUUCAGCAAUGGUGCAGCAUUGGCAGCCCAGAUCCAAAAGGAGAGCUUCUUAGCCCCAGUAUUCACAAAAGAUGAACAAAAGCACAGACGUCCCUAUGAGUUUGAGGUGGAAAGGGAUGCCAAAGCUCGGAGCCUAGAAGAAUACUCUGCCAGCCAUGGGCGUCCCCCCAUUGUCCUCAAUGGCUGGCAUGGGGAGUCAGCUAUAGACCUCUCCUGCUCAUCAGAGGGGUCUCCAGGAGCCACAUCUCCUUUCCCAGUAAGUGCCAGCACCCCUAAGAUUGGUGCUAUCAGCUCACUUCAAGGAGCCCUCGGUAUGGACUUGUCUGGAAUUCUGCAAGCUGGCCUAAUCCACCCAGUAACUGGACAGAUCGUCAAUGGAAGCCUCAGGAGGGAUGAUGCUGCCAUGAGAAGGCGAAGAGGGAGACGAAAACAUAUUGAAGGAGGGAUGGACCUCAUCUUUCUGAAGGAGCAAACACUUCAGGCUGGAAUCUUGGAAGUCCAUGAAGAUGCAGGACAGACUACCCUGAACACCACACACCCUGAAGGGCCAGGAGCUGCUUCCUCAGCUUCUGAGCCAACAGCAGCAGCCAGCAGCCAGGCUGAGAAAGCUGUUCCCAGCAAGAGCCUACUUGACUGGCUGCGGCAGCAGGCUGACUACUCCUUGGAUGUUCCUGGCUUUGGGGCAAGUUUUUCAGACAAACCCAAGCAGAGGAGACCACGCUGCAAAGAACCUGGAAAAUUAGACAUCGGCUCUCUAGGUGGAGAAGAGAGGGUUUCUGCUGUCCCCAAGGAGCCAGGACUAAGGGGGUUUCUCCCAGAAAGCAAAUUCAAUCACACCCUAGCCGAACCUGUGCUUCGAGAUGCAGGCCCCCGCAGGAGGGGGAGGCGGCCUCGGAAUGAGCUCCUAAAAGCUCCAGCCAUUGUAGCAGACUCUCCUUCUGGAAUGGGACCACUGUUCAUGAAUGGGCUGAUUGCAGGGAUGGACCUGGUAGGAUUGCAGAAUGUGAGAAAUAUUCCAGGCAUUCCUCUCACUGGGCUGGUGGGCUUCCCAGCUGGUUUUGCCACCAUGCCUACUGGUGAAGACGUCAAAAACACCCUGAGCAUGCUGCCCAUGAUGCUGCCAGGCAUGGCCACAGUGCCCCAGAUGUUUGGUGUUGGCGGACUCCUCAACACACCCAUGGCAACCACCUGCACGACCACUGCAUCAGCGUCUCUCGCAAGCACAAAAAGUGGUGCCUCAGCCACUGAAAAAACUACAGAGGACGAGCUGAGUGGCCGUGAUGUGAAAGCAGACAGUCUGGUCGAAGAUAAGCCUGGCCCUAGUCCAUUUUCUGAUCAGUCUGAACCCACAAUAACUACAAGUAGUCCUGUGGCUUUCAACCCAUUUCUCAUCCCAGGAGUAUCUCCUGGACUCAUCUACCCCUCCAUGUUUCUCUCCCCUGGCAUGGGCAUGGCUCUGCCAGCCAUGCAGCAGGGUAGACACUCAGAGAUGGCCGGUCUAGAGACCCAGAAGAGGAAAAAGAAGAAAACAAAGGGGGACAACCCCACCCCAGAGCCUGCUUCUGUGUGUGAGAGGGAGCCAGGCAGUGAUCAGAACUGCACCGAGUCCAGUGUCACUGUGUCCCCAGAGAGAGAACACGUGGCACAGGCCAGGGAAGAGGGGCUCAAAGACUCUAACGAUGAUACCAAUUAGAACUUUUUCAUUUAAGAAAUUAUUGUGACUUGUAAGUUUCUUAUCCCAUAAAGGUUUGUUACUUCCCUCACUUCCCCUUCAUAAGAACCUGUGUUUUCAUCAGUAAUAUUACCUACCUACCUAAUUUCCUGUCUGAGGACUAUGGUAACAUGUUAAUAGUUGCAGGGUCUUGCCACUUCGUUAGAUAAGUGUCACCUGCCUAGUCUAGGAGACACAGAAUUCUUUAUUUUAUCCGGUUCAUUCCAGCAAUCACAGUUGAUACAGAGCUUGGUGACAUGCCCCCUUCUCCUUCUCUUUCAAGUCCCACUCUCCUGAGGAAGAAAUGGCAGAAGAAAGCUGGCUAGGGAUUCACUGUGGGGCCAAAGAGCAAAGACGAAAGUGAGCAACUGAAUAAGGAGGACAGGUCGAGGAAACCAAAAGGCACACAAUAGGAAGUGUCCAUGUGUACUUUCGUAGUUCAGGCGUCCCUAUUUUAUCAUGGUCACUGAGUAGUUUAGUCUACAGCAUGUAAACCAAUGGCUCAAGUGCACAGACUGAUGGCUGCUUUCAAAGAGGGACCUUCCAGGUAGUAAUAGAGUUCCCCCUCUUAAGCAAGAAGAAAUACUGGCCAGCUAGGCAGUACACCUGUCAUCUCUGCCGAAUCUGAGACACUUCAGCGCCUCGAGUUACUGCAGCAACUGGGAGGGCGCUGCUCAGGGCCCAUGGGUGCUGCUGGCACUCAUGUCCCCUCUUAAGAAACCUGCUGGACUUCAUUUUGUGCUCUUUUCACCCAGAGCCAGGCCUUUUGGAGCCUAGGAAGGUAAUCACUCAGCACUUGCUAGAUUCUGCCGUCAGCCUAGCGUGUCAAAACACCAUCUUUUACAUUGCAACUGUGAAGUUUUGUCCCUCUCCAUUUUCUCUCUACUCGGACUGUAUCUUAAGAGUUGGGCCCAAAUUCCAAAUUGUCAGUCAGGCAAGGUUCUGUUAGUCAGCAGCGUGCUCUCUCCAGCUCUGUGUUGAAAAACUGAGCAAGAGAGCCCACUUGGCUGCGCUUCUGCUUCCGGUUUUCUUUCCCCUCACCCUCACAUCAUGUCCCUCCUGAUGGUCUCCUCCGUGGACAGCUCCUGCUGAGACUUGAACCAGCCAAGCCCAGUUCUCUAGGGCACAGGCUCAGGGGCUGGACAGGUGGUGGGUGUCCCGAGUACCAGGUUCACUUCGGUGUCACAGUUGACUGUGUUUAUUUUUACUGUUUCUGUUACAGUUUUGCUAAUUUAUCAGAAGGUCCGAAAGUUUGGCAUGCUAUUUCAGUUUGCAUUAUUUAUUUAUGAUGAUUUUUGUCAUUGUCUUUUAUACAUUUGGGGUUAUAAAUUAUGUAAAUGUUAAAAUGAGCAUCUCAAAGAAGUCUGUUAAAUUGUGACCGGGAAAAAAAGCCAAUCAGGUGUAUUUUCAAAACGGAGAGUCCCAGUUUUAUGAAUCAUAGAUAUAAACUAGAAAUUCUAUUACUGAUCUAUAAGAAAGAAUCCAAGAACUGAAUAAAUGAUAUUUAAUGGCGUCUUUGUAGUGUAGAAGGUCUGUGAUGCUGAUAACAGAUUUCUUAGAAAUGCUGUUCACUGUUGAACUAACAUUCUGCUCAGUUCUGCCUCCAGUGGAAGCAGACAGGGCUUUUCAGCUGUUAAAUCCUAAAAAUCAAUAUAAUUUAUUUAUGUAAAAGAAACACGCAAUCAAUAUAUUUUUGAACCUUUUAAGUACUAAUUUUCUUUUUAUCAAGUAGAAAAAAAUGUAUUUGCCCUAAAUCCUUAAAAUACAAAUGCUAUAUAAAAACUCCUGUAUCUUGAAAGCCUUACUGCAAAUGAGCAUUAUAGACACCCAGCAGAGUCUGCUCUUCCUGUUGUCUCCUGUGUUGUUUCAUGUGGAGAGCUCCUCUCCCCAGCUCCCACUUAAACCUCCGAGUAGGUCACAGGGUUCAGUGUGGACCUGGCUUAACCACCAGCAUGCGCACCCCUUGCUAUAUCUUACCAAACCUGUAUGUUAGCUCUUGGGUGUUUAGGCUUCUGUUGACUGCUGUUGUGAUACUGUUUGCAAAAUGAACUUGACACUGUGGACUAUUUGCUCUGUAAGACAUACGUGCUGCUUAGGAUUAUUUUAACGUUCCGAGAGCAAAAGCCAAAUUUAAACUCUCUUCAGCAAA